Molecule: messenger RNA, 1071 nt
Organism: Exophiala oligosperma
Lineage: Eukaryota; Fungi; Ascomycota; Eurotiomycetes; Chaetothyriales; Herpotrichiellaceae
Exons: 5
Coding region: 1-495 (164 amino acids)
Biological process (GO): response to oxidative stress
Source: RefSeq, a predicted model, not a curated record
AUGGAGCAGGUUCGCCGAGGUCGAAGCUCCGCAACCCUAGACCUUAACAUCAAUCCACGCAGACUGCGUCUCGCCGACCAGAACUCACGAGAACGCUCCUAUGUGAGUGUGCAAUACAUCGACAUGACCAUCAACCCUACAUAUCUGGCCCAAAGGUCGCGGUCGUCCAUUAACUGGGCAGAUGCGCAACGACGAGUUCUCAGAUCAUACCGCGAAUGGCUCAGAGCUAGCCCUGAGAUCCAGUCGAUGUACUCCCUGAACAUGCCAGUCUCCAAGAUCCGGACGAAAGUCAGACAAGAGUUUGAGAAACACAGAUAUGUCAAUCAUCUACAGGCGGUGGAUGUUUUGCUCCAACAGAGCCACGCCGAAUUCCAAGAAACACUUAACUUCUGGAAACAGAAUUCGCACAUAAUGAAGUACUGGAGAACGGAAGAGGACGAGAACGCCAGGUUACCAAAGAACUUCAUGUCUGGAUUCCUUGAGGGACGGAACUAGAAGUCAUGGUACCAACCACUGUACAUAGCUAAACCAGAAAACCCCCAGCGCCUUCGCAAUGCAUCACCAAAAUCGAUAAAUCAUUACGAUUUCUGUGCAUCAAAUUCGUCUCGUGCUUGGGUGAACUUUUCAGUAAUCACAUCGCAGGCGUCCAUCAUGUCAACGAGGCCCUUUCGCAGGGCAUCAACCGCUGUCGUCCGCGUAUCUUCUGCUUGGAGUUAGAGACUCUGCUGGCUGCGCUCGGUCUCGAGGACUUCUUGACUUACCCCAAGUCUGGAUGCGAAUGUUCAUUUUCGUCUCGGAGGGAUGGGGAAUAGUGUAUCCGCAGAAUUCUACGUCGGGACUGGAAACAUAUUAGAACUGGCCCACCGGCACUGAGUGAAGUUUGAAAGUUGCAUUUACUUUUUGUUGACAAAAUACCGUAAGGCAUUGCCUAGAGUGUGAUCUUCCUUUUCAAUUUGGAAUGACGCAGCAUGAGUAGAUGCGCCUGGCAGCUAAGUGUCGUAAGUAUUAGAAAGGGAGGCCUUUCGCAAGGUGGAGAGGGAUUUUGCUAAACCUACAAUGACCAGCUUCGGC